AUGCCAUCAAUUUCUUCCAAUGUUGGCGGCUUUAUACUAGAUCAAUAUGUGAACGAGUAUAAAUUGGCCACUUUUCAUUGUGUCACAUUGCCUUCUUCAUCUUCUUCCCUUCUUGAAGCUCUCAUAGGUAAGAUAGGGUUUUACUUGAGAUAUCUUAUCUAUAGGCUAAGGCUUCCUGCUACCUCACUUUUCCUAGAGGUGUUGUGUUUAUAUGGUAUUCAUCUGAUUCAGCUUUCCCCUAAUGGUGUUUCCAAGGUCAUUACUUUCUAUUUAUUCUAUGUGUCAUCUUAUAUUCCUCUAAAGGUAUCAUUGUUUCUACAUUUAUAUCGCUUGAAGAAAUAUGGUGACUGGUAUUCUUUUAGUAGUCACCAUUUUCUUUUGGUGUAUGCUCUUCCCGGUACAAAUAGUGGACGGAAAGAAAAAUUUUGUUGGGUAGUUUCUAGUAGCGUUUGUCUUACUAACGUCCCUGGGUCGUCGCCAGAUUCAGAUAAUGAUGCUCCUCUAGCUUUGAGUUUGUAUAAAUACCUUCCUCUGUUUUGA
This is a messenger RNA of Lactuca virosa, 540 nucleotides long. Lineage: Eukaryota; Viridiplantae; Streptophyta; Magnoliopsida; Asterales; Asteraceae. The record is from the annotation of a GenBank genome assembly.